UGAAAAUAGUAAAUAUUGAGGUUUCAUAUAUUGGCAAAUAUGUGUGAGUAUGUGUUCUUGUGUUUGCCACUGGCAAGGCUGUAGGUCAGACAUGCCUAAAGUAAACAUAUUACUGUGAUGAACUGAUGUUAAGACGUACAGAUGAUCAGAUGACUUUCCUCUUUUUGGUGUGUGCUUAGGUACUCUUUAAACUAAUUAAUUUAUGUGUAAAAAAAUAAUAAAAAAAUACAAAAAAAAAAAAAGUUUUGGUACAAGAACACGAAACCACUGUCAGAGAGUACUGACUGCAGCUUCUAACCACUUCAACCCCCCCUUUUUAACUCCUCACUCACUGUGCCUUCUGCUCUCCUUCAAUCAACAUUUGCAUGCCAGGUCAUAAGGUCUCAUUCUGGCAUUCAUUACACAAGGGAGUGAUUUGCCUGUCACAUAAACAGAGUAAAUCCACACCCAGUAGCACUAUCCUGCAGCUGCAUCGGCAGACAGGUGAGCCAGGCGACCAAAGGAACCAUGCUUCCCAUGUUUUCGGGAAAGUUAUGCCAGUUUCUCAGCGUAGCUCGGUUCCCUUCUAUCCUGUUCCUUGGAAUUGUUUAUGUAGCCUAUGUCCUUGUUGGAGGGCUGAUCUUCUGGAAACUAGAAGGAUGGUAUGUGUUGCAACAGAUUGAUCUCCUGAAAGAGAAAAGAAUGAAACUACUUGAGAAGUACCCAUGUGUGGGUCAGAAUGGGCUCCGAGAACUAGCACAGAUGAUAAAAGCUGCUUCCCUGAGUGGCUUGAGUCCAGACAGCAAUGACACCGCAGAUGGCUUCUGGAAAUUUACCAGCUCAUCUGUGUUUGCAGCAACUGUGGUCACAACUAUUGGCUAUGGGAAUAUAAUUCCACUGACGACAGCUGGUCAAAUCUUCUGUGUGUUGUUUGCACUUUUUGGCAUUCCCCUGAAUGUAGUGAUCUUAAAUAGAGUUGGAAAAUACAUGCUGGCCAUUGAAAUGAAUUUUUGCAAUUUUCUGGAGAAAAAAAUUGAUAGAGGGAAAUGUGUACGAAUAUCCAUUCACAGUAUAUCUUUUGUGAGCUCAGCAUGUCUGUACUUUGUGGUUCCUAUGCUGCUUUUUAAACAGUAUGAGGGAUGGAGUUACGCUGAAGCCAUUUAUUACUGCUUUAUAACACUCAGCACUAUUGGAUUCGGAGAUUAUGUUGCAGAUCACAACCCAGCAAUAAACUACCCAGAGUGGUACAGUUGUCUGAUGGCAGCCUGGAUAUUCUUUGGCCUGGCUUGGCUCGCUCUUCUGAUCAAUCACUCCAUUGAUUUACUGGAGAGUCUGAAUGCUUACAUGAGAGGAAGGCAGAAUGCACAAACACAAGUGGAGGAGUCCAAAGAACAGCCAGAAAAAGGACUGAAAGGGGAAGAAACAUGAAACAUGAAAAAUGAAUUUAACAGUGGUACAAAAAACAGGAGGGUGUCUGGUGUAUGAAUAAUGCUGUAUCUACUCAUCAUUAAACAAUAUAUGGUUAAUUAUUAAGUUAAAUACUCAAUGUUUAAAGUAUCCUUCAAAUUUAUUGAUAAAAUUCAAAUAAUAGUUUCUUCUAAAAACUGAGCUAAAUGUUUUAAUUAUGUUUUGAUUGGACAAUAAUGAUAUUUGAGCAUCACUCGUCUGACUGGCAGUGUUUGGCUUGAAAAUCUCACUUGGUUCACUUAAAAUGAACUGCUGUCACACCGCAAACCACCAGGCCUGUUAAACUCACAACAGUGAAAGAAUGAGUUUAUUAUAUUACACCAUUAUUUCAUACAUUGGUAAUAUUACAUAUUUUUCAGAUCUCUCUGAAUCAAUAUAUUUCAGUGAUAUCAAACUAAAACACCAGUUCAUAAUCAUUUUGAUGGUAUCUUUGUUCGAGUGUGAGUUAUACAGUGACUUUAAGGGGAGGUCUAUCUUUUUAAAGGGAUUUUCUGUAGUUAAUUUUUAUUUUGUGGUAUGUUAAGGUAUGUACAAAUGCCACAAUAGUUUUUACUGCCCCAACAUAGGCAUGCAUUAGCUGUCAAAUACUUUUCAAACAAAACAUUUAAGUUUUGAUACUUAAUAUACUUGUGAUAUGUAAAUCUAAAAUAAACUGAUAAAUAUCGCCAACAUGUUAUGUCAUUAUACGACAUAAUAUAGAUCCUGAUUCCUGAAAGAAAACAAUCAAGCAACCUAUUGAUAUGGUUACCCCCAAAUGCUAACAUGACUUCUGCGUGCAAGACUCUAUUUAGGGCCAACUGACAAUACACACUCUAACCAAGUACUGUUCAUACAUCCUAUGUCUACAGCAACUGCAGAUGUAUGUUGAGCAUCACACUGAAAGAAUUUCUGCUGUGUAACAGACAAGGAUAUAUUACGGAUCCCAGGAGUUCCAAGUAUGUAGUGUGAAUCCAUGUAAAUUGGGCCAAUAAGGCUUGAUUGUACUGUACAU
Messenger RNA from Onychostoma macrolepis, 2437 nucleotides. RefSeq names its product potassium channel, subfamily K, member 17 (gene kcnk17). Gene Ontology annotation, biological process: stabilization of membrane potential; potassium ion transmembrane transport. Bases 508 to 1407 code for a protein of 299 amino acids. The transcript is spliced from 5 exons. Lineage: Eukaryota; Metazoa; Chordata; Actinopteri; Cypriniformes; Cyprinidae. Gene Ontology annotation, cellular component: membrane. The record is from RefSeq and is a predicted model, not a curated record. Gene Ontology annotation, molecular function: potassium ion leak channel activity.